Triticum aestivum (bread wheat) is the source of this 3043-nucleotide messenger RNA. RefSeq lists its product as uncharacterized. The record is from RefSeq and is a predicted model, not a curated record. The coding region runs from base 1 to 1434 and encodes 477 amino acids. The transcript has 3 exons. Lineage: Eukaryota; Viridiplantae; Streptophyta; Magnoliopsida; Poales; Poaceae.
AUGGCGCGCAAGAGGCAUCGCGAUCGCGACGGCACGGACGCCCUACUCCCUCCUCAUGGUCGACGCCGCGGCAGGCGGCGGCCACAAGGCGCCGCCCGCCCGCAACCUCGGCGCGUUCCCCGGCGCCAAGCGCGGCAUGUCCUUCGUCGCCGCGCACUCGAAGCACGGCUCCUGGAUCGUCGGCGUCGGCGGGCGGAGAGGGUACACGGUCAUCUACGACCCGAGCACGCAGGCGCAGCUCAGCGGUCCGGACCUCCGCUGCCCGAAGCACGAAAACCCAUCCUCAUCUCCCACGGAGGCAAGCUGUACGCCCUCUCACGCCACCCCAGGGUGGGGCGAGACGCGACGCACGACUUCGAGCCGUGGUUCGAGUCCCUCGACCUCAACGACGGGGACAACCCAUGCGACGAUGGCUGCUGGUGUUGCUCCUUCUGGACAGCCUUGCCGCCGCCGCCCUUCUUCCCUUGCUCCCUGCGACCGGAGGAAUUCCGCAGCCCGCCGGACAUCACCGUCUCAUCCUACGCCGCCGUCGGCCCCUACAUUUUGAUCUCCUUGGAGCAGCAAGACCAGGGCACCUGUGCUUUCCACGUGGUGGAGAAAACGUGGGAGAAGGUCUCCGACAAGGGCCUUCCUUUCGUUGGCCAGGCCGUGCCCCUCGGCGGCAGCCUCUUCGCCGGCUGCAGCGUCAUAUCCAAGACUGGCCCCCUACCGGGAGAUUCGCCGGUGUCCCCCGCCGCCUCGGUGUUCCACAUGUCCAUCAAGGCCUCUUCUACCCCGUCGGCGCCACCCGAGCUCACUGCCACCUUGCUAUCAAUCCAAGAGUUGGCCGGAGAAUUAUUAUGGGAGAUUCCCCGGCUGUUCUUCUGCCCCCUGGGUAAGGGCAGCUUCUGCUCCAUCAGGAAGGGCAUUAUUUGUGAAUACUACGGCAGAGAAUCCAAGUGCGUUGUGGAUAUGCCGAUUAUCUUGAGUACCUUCCACGUGGACGACAUCGAGGCUAUCUUGGCUGCCUGUCAGACAGAGCGCGGUGAGGCCCAGGAUUUGCAAGUUGCAGUACAAGUGAAACAACAUGAUCGGACAGACAAAAUCAAAGCCCGAGCUCGAUGGCUUCCAGGCAUGCCUGUGGUUGCAGCCUUGUCCAUGGACAGUGAACAACAUAUUGAGUUAUUGCAAGAGGAAACAACCCAGAUACUGAACCAAAAGGGGAUCGGCGGCACUGGGGGUGAGGGCCGGAAUCUGUCCGUGUACCUUGCGGUAUGCUGUCGGGACUGGUCUGUUUCUCAAACCAAGGCUCCCCUGUACAAGGUGGAAAUUGCCCUCUCCAAUUCCGACGACCCUUCUUUGCUGCCGGGAGCGGAGCCUGCUGGCCGGGUAACCCUGCACCGAGCCCGUAAUCUGGAAACUAACAUGAACGGCGAGACCUUCGUCUCCUUGUAGUCAGGGUGGAUAGUCGGCAUCGGGGGCAAUCCUGGCAGCACCAUCAUCUUUGACACCAAGAGUGGGAGAAUGAUCCGCGGGCCAAACCUGGUGGCCAGGAAGUGGAGCCCUGUGGUGGCGGUCGUCGGGGACAUGAUCUAUGCCCUCACAUCAACCCCUGACCACGUUCAAGAGCCCAACUUCGUGCCAUUGUUUGAGGUCCUCGAUCUCUCCAAGCCGGACGUCAUCGAGACUGCGGAGGGGGUGCUCAGCCUGGCGGACACGUGCACCUGGAUGCCAUUGCCGUACCCGCUCUGCUUCCCUUGCAAGCUCACCCCGACGGACUUCCGCAGGCCGCCCAUGAUAAGUGUCGCGUCCUCCGUGGUGGUCGAGCCUUACAUUUUGAUAUCGGUCAGUCGCCCGUACAACUUUACUUAUGCAUUUGACACCAGCUCAGGAGAGUGGCAUCAGGUCGAGGGCGAGCAACUGCCGUUUGUUGGCGCCGCCGCCCCGCACGGCGGCGGCAUCUUCCUUGCGCCUUCUCACAAGUACGGCCCCAUCAAAGCUUACUGCAUCCGAGUCUCAACAUCUGGCAAGGGUGGUGCUAUUGAGUUGUCCACCACUGUCAUCCCGGUGAGAAACGAGGAGCAUGAAGAAAUUAACGCAAGGGGCGCGCGCUACGUUCACCUGGACAGGGAACACUUCGCUCUGUUGUCUUGGCAGAAGGACAGCGGACGCUACAUGUCUUACGAUACAAAGACUGACGAAACUUAUCCAAGGAAGUUAUAUCUGAACUUGGUUACCUAUCGAACUGGGAGGUGUGUACUCGAGGGGAAGACUCCGGAGAUUGUUGUCUCCUGCCAAUCGGAGCAGGCCUUCAGGAUCUGCAGUUCCCCUGGGUUCUCUGAUGCGCCCAUCGCCUUCACUUUAUCCAUAUAUAAAUAAUGCCAUUGGACACUUUUAUUUGACAGUAUGUUCCUUUUUUUUUAACAACAAAAGGCGCACUAGGCGCCAAACUUUCUUAUUUCAGCUCAGAAACAACGUACAGCAUGAAUUACAAAGCCCUGAAAUUGAAAAGUAGAGAGAAGAGAAACUACAGGGCAAGUCAUAUUCCGAUGAGCUGAAGCGAAACAACAUAUAUCAGGUUCUACCACUGAUGUUAGAACCUGGUGAGCUACAUUGUGUGCAAUACCAUUGAUCUCCCUAGAGAUGUGAAACACCUGGGACUGAAGAUCUGAGGAGUAGCAGAAGAAAUCAGCCAGAAUUUUCCUUAUAGUCCAAGGAGUAGUAGAUUCCUUAAUCUUUCUGCUAGCUGCCCAUGACGCCAAAGACAGAUUGUCAGUGAGGAAAGUGGGCUGAGAAAUGCAUAGCUGUUUGGCCACUCGAGCCGCCAAAAGAAGCGCCAAAGCUUCACCUUGUAAAGGUGUAUCUGUGAUAACAGUAGAAGCUUGGAUCUGCACAUUGACCUCCAAUUGGUCUUGUGGUAAAGAGAGGUAAAUUCCAAUUCCAGUAGCAACAGAUCCUUGAGUCAAGCCUGGAAUUUUUUUGCAUCUAAAUGCUGCAUCAGAGUAUACUCUUGGUCCUGUAACUAGAAGAUCAGACUUAAUCGUUUUCCCCUGCAUAGGAAUCU